This is a messenger RNA of Schizosaccharomyces octosporus yFS286, 1603 nucleotides long. Its product is annotated as NEDD8 protease Nep1. The record is from RefSeq and is a predicted model, not a curated record. Lineage: Eukaryota; Fungi; Ascomycota; Schizosaccharomycetes; Schizosaccharomycetales; Schizosaccharomycetaceae. Gene Ontology annotation, biological process: proteolysis. Gene Ontology annotation, molecular function: deNEDDylase activity; cysteine-type peptidase activity. Bases 438 to 1511 code for a protein of 357 amino acids. The transcript is spliced from 2 exons.
CUCGUCGAGUGUCUCAUGCUUUCUGUCUUACGCCAUACGUCUUUCUACACUAUUUAUUCCCACUAAUUCCUAACGAUUCUUUGUGUUGCUUACGGAUAUUUAUUUUAUUUUUUUUUUUUUUUUCAAUUGAUUUUAUUAUUUUUUUCUAAAUAAAUCAUACAUCCCGAACCGAACCAGAAAUCGAAAUCUCCUACGGUUUUGUAGUUCGCCUCAUUUCCAAUCUUCAGGUUUUAAUUGCUCUUUGUUCUUGACGGCUAUUGCUCUUCUUCUUUUAGUCGGGUUUUUAUUCUCUAUACUUGUUUGUUUUUAUCCUCUGCAUUUUCAUCCUGGAUUUCAAGAAUUUUCUGCACUUACAAAAGUUCCAUCCGCGGAUCGUAUCAAAUACCCACACAUUACUUUUCCAUUUUCCUUCCCUUCUACAUUCUUCUCGGCCCAAAAUGACUCAGAAUGACACCAUUGUGGAAAUGUUUGAUAUCUGCUUCAAACAAGAAGACGUAGAUAGCCUUGAAAAACCUAAUUGGUUUACCGACGUGUCUCUUGAUUUUGUCGAUGCACUAAUCGAAAAUUUAUGGUAUCCUUUAUACCCAACUCAAGCCAAAGGAAUUUUGCUUUUGAGACCUUCCCUUGUGUUCUUGCUUGCUGAGGCUCCUGCAUCACUUGACGAGCUUAAAUCCGCUCUUCCACCAAACCUUUUGUCCUGCAAGUAUAUAUUCAUGCCAAUCAAUGACAUGGACAAAUAUGCCGCUGGAACAGGGGGCACUCAUUGGUCGCUUAUGGCCGUUAGCGUCCCAGAUUCCCAAUGUUACUAUUAUGAUUCCAUGAGCAAUGGAAAAACAAAGGAUUGCUGUAGUGCAUUGAAUCGUAUUUCAAAACUAUUUAAUAAAGAUUUUACAAUCGUGUCUGUCCCCGUACAACAACAGCGAAAUGGUUAUGAUUGUGGUGUUUAUGGUGCUGCUUUUACCCUAGAGCUUGUUCGCCGUCUAUUAAAAUCGCCCAUGCCAACAAGCUCUCAAUGGAAACUCGAUAAAUUUGAUCCCGAUCUAUCCGUGGUUCGUAAAAAGUUGAGUACUUGUUUGGACCAUAUUGUAAAGCACUAUGGGACGAGAGUCAAUUCUAUCGAUUACCAAACGUUUCCUACGAAGGAAGCUUUUUUUGAUAUCCAGCAAGAACUUCCUUCUACAACUGAUGAAUCUUCGUCUAUAACGGAACAUGAUAAAUUCGAGGAUGCCGAGUUAGCUCCUCCUUCCUCUUCCAACGAUUAUCCAGAAGAUGAGCAAACCAAUGCUGAUGCUUCACUAAAUCCGAACCUGGAUAAAUCACCAAAUCAUCACCACCACCAUCAUCAUCGCCAUAACCAUUCUAAUAGCCAAUAUGAACAAUAUGAAGAAAAAAAAGUUAAUGACUUGAAGCCCCCUUAUGAGGAAUUUCAAACUUCAUCGUUAAGAAAUCCGUUUGGUACUCCUCCCGAACCUGCCCAAAGUGUCGGUUUAAAUAACCACUUUGCAUCCUAAGAAGAUGAAAAAAUACGUUUUUGUUAAGGUAAUGAGAUAUAACGACAAAUUAGGACAUAUAGUUUAGUAAUUUAUUUAUUUUCGACUUUCUC